Misgurnus anguillicaudatus (oriental weatherfish) is the source of this 1666-nucleotide messenger RNA. Lineage: Eukaryota; Metazoa; Chordata; Actinopteri; Cypriniformes; Cobitidae. The record is from RefSeq and is a predicted model, not a curated record.
UUUAUGACGUUGUCAUCGCUGGCUUCAAUGGCUUCGCCUGUUUUGACACAUGGCGGCAUUUGUGGAUAUGUUGCGUUGUGUUAUUAUAUUACAGAUAUACAGGGGAUAUUACAGAGUGCUGUGUCAGUAGUUGUUUUUAUGACCGGUUUCUUUGAUCAUGGCUGCAUCGUGGACAGCGCCGCAGGGGCAAGUGGGUGAUUUGAGCAGCAAGAGUAAAGAUGAGCUCCUUGAGAUACUGUCACGACAACAAAAGUUACUUUCUAAUAAGAGAUUCAUUCGGAGCCUCCCAGAUAAAGGAAAGAAGAUUGCUGACUUUGUGGAGAAAGUCAACCUUGCUCUCGGACAUCUGGAUGAACAGGAGAGAAAACAAGCUAGUUUAAUCUCCGCCCGGGCAGAGUUUCAGGCUAAAUAUCAGCAAGCCCUUUCUAAGCGAAGUACAGAUAAGAAUUUAGACUCUGAUUUGCACACCCCGUCCCAUGACGAAAAUAAAGCUUAUGAUGCACAUAACAUACAGGAAAAUAGUUUGUUUGACAAUAAUGAGUCUUCGACAUCUCAGCCACAGGCUGCUGCUGAAACACUUGUAACAGCAAGUGAAAAUGACAAACUGCAGAUGAAGGACACAGAGCUUGUGGAGGCAUUUGGACGAUUUACACUUUCCCAAAGUAAAAAUGGCCCAAAAGAAGACAUCGUUAAAAACCCUAGUCUGGGUUCUCGACAAAUGAAAAAGUCACAUUAUAUAGAAGUCCUAGAGAAAAGUGGAAAUUUAAGGAAGGCCAGAUUCAAACCAAACCAAUUAGCAGUUAAAUCUGAGUCCUCAUCACCUAGUCACAGCUCUGGUAGCACCACACCACUUACUGCAGAGGCCAGAAGACUGCAAGACAGAAAGCACCUGGAUGACAUCACUGCAGCUAAACUUCCACCCCUGCACCACACUCCUGCCCAGCUACUGUCUUUAGAGGAGUCAGCUGCCCUUCAGCAAGAUCAGACCAGAAAAUAUCAGGAGUUGCACGCCAAGCAAGCUGCCCAGAAGCUGGCAGAUGGUCUAAGUAUCAGGAUGGAGAGUUUCAACCCAGAAAGAGACCCACUGGCAGCCUACAGAGAGGUGCAUGAUGAUGGGGCCCAGCUUUCCUCUGAGGAGGACUAAAUUGUGGGGCGCUACAGGGAGGGCACUGGCUUAGUGAUAAAUUUGGCCCCUUGCCCUGGACCAGCUCUAGGCCCAGAGCCCAUGCUUCAGGACCCUGGAGAGAGGCUUUCAGUUUGGGGACAAGAGAUGGGCUCUUCAUGAACUGCACUGACAAUGUCUUCAGAUAGAGAGCAGCUUUUGCCAAUGAAGUUAAAAAACAUCAGGUUGAAUCAAGUGUUGGGUGAUUGUGUCCAUGGAAAAUCGCUCAGCUGUUAUAGAUUGUCUUGGCAAACUGAUGGGAAAAAUCUCUGUUUAGACUUAAGAAAUACCACACCUUGAUUGUCUAGAAUUUAAUUGUGAGCUUUUAUGAGCCAUGCCUUCAAGAGUGUGGUUUAUUGAUAAUAUUAUAAUAUUUUUGUAUGACCUUCCUUAAUGUUUAUUCAAAACAGGCAUUUGAUAUAACUUAAACUUUUGACUGACUUUCUGAAUUGAAUAACGGAAACCACGGUUUUAUAAACUAAAGGUGGAAGCACUUAAUGCACA